Cottoperca gobio is the source of this 1959-nucleotide messenger RNA. RefSeq names its product transcription factor jun-D-like. NCBI's taxonomy places the organism in Eukaryota, Metazoa, Chordata, Actinopteri, Perciformes, Bovichtidae. The coding region runs from base 272 to 1198 and encodes 308 amino acids. Gene Ontology annotation, cellular component: transcription regulator complex. Gene Ontology annotation, biological process: regulation of cell population proliferation; regulation of cell cycle; regulation of transcription by RNA polymerase II. The record is from RefSeq and is a predicted model, not a curated record. The transcript has a single exon. Gene Ontology annotation, molecular function: DNA-binding transcription factor activity, RNA polymerase II-specific; RNA polymerase II cis-regulatory region sequence-specific DNA binding; transcription factor binding.
UUAGGGCUAGAAAGCGAGCGAGGUCUGGCGCUGCGCAUCGUAGUCGUGCCAUCGGGAAAAGACAAUAUCACCCGCGCGCUGAACAGACACAUCAGAGCCCCUCAGGCACGACAGCUCAAGUAGUCUUCUGAUAGAGCGAUUGAUACACGAGAAGGGGACAAGGAAACAGGAUCGCACGAGAAUAAGGAUCAGCUGAUUUCCUCAUGUCUGAAUGAUUGUUGAACGAUCGUUAAUGCGUAACGCUCAGCACUCCCUCGUGUGAGGGUAUAGAAUGGAAACAACCCUCUACCCAGGCACCGUGGUGAAUACUCAGAAGAUCCCUAGCAUCUAUUCCCAGAUCACAAUGAUGAAGAAGGAUAUUAAUCUGAACCUGGACGACCACAACUCCGAGCUCAAAUCUAACCCGCUCCGGGACACAGACGGACUCCUAAACUCUCCAGACUUGGGACUCUUGAAACUAACCUCCCCGGACCUGGAGCGCCUUAUUAUCCAGUCAAACGGUCUGGUUACCACAGCCAACCCGGCCUCCCAAUUCCUCUACCCGAAGUCGGCCAGUGACGAGCAGGAGUUCGCGGAAGGCUUCGUGAAGGCGCUGGAGGAUCUUCACAAGCAGAAUCAGCUGAGCGAAGCGGGCUGCGUCUCCGUGGAUAGACUGGAGCUCCUCGGAUCCGCCAACGCAAUCGGGUCGGUCGGGCUUCAUAAUUCAGACCUCCCUGUUUACACUACUUUGAACGGCUAUGCGGCCAGUCCGAUCGGAGCCACCACCAUCAACUACUCCACGGACACCAUCCCCUUCCCGCCGCCUCCGUCUCAUCUGGCCAGCGCGCAGCAACAGGCGGCUGCUCUGUCACGACUCCAGUCUGCCGGUUUGGUGAAGGACGAGCCUCAGAUUGUGCCAGACAUGCAGAGCUUCGGGGACAGCCCCCCUCUGUCUCCCAUCGACAUGGACAACCAGGAGCGCAUCAAGGCGGAGAGGAAAAAGCUGCGGAACAGGAUAGCCGCCUCCAAAUGCCGCAAGAGAAAACUGGAGAGGAUCUCUCGGCUGGAAGACAAGGUCAAGAGCCUGAAAACGCAGAAUACAGAACUGGCCUCCACAGCCAGCGUCCUCAGGGAGCAAGUGGCCCAGCUGAAGCAGAAGGUGAUGAGCCAUGUCAGCAGUGGAUGCCAGCUUUUACCAAACCAGGUCCAGGCGUACUAAAUCCUCUUUAUGGAUGUUUAUGCAGCUUUAAAUAUGCUCUGAUUGAGGAUACAGGCCUGUAUUAUGAGGAACAUUUGCCUUUUGUAACACAGAAUCCUUAUCAGAGACUUGAUAUGAGGCCAUUGUAAAUGCACCCUCCAGAUAAAGCCUGUAACUGAGAAACAAAGCAGACAUAUGCACUGCACAGUGCAAUGAACAUGCCUUGAUAAAGGCUGCAAGUCUACUGGAAUGAUGACAGGUUAACCAGCAGCAGGUGGGCUGCAGCCUGAACUCCGCCAGUGUUAUGCUGCAAACAGACUUAUUUUGUUGCCCUAAUGUUUUUUGGGAAGCCAUGUAGCAAACUCCUAUCCAGUGGACUGGUGCAGGAUAGCGUGUAUCUGUGUGUAAGCUGGACAAUCUCAACUAGAGUGCAACCAAACACCAGGGUGUCACCAAGUGCUGUCACCCACUGUGUAAUAUAAUGCCUUACUUGUUUACAAGCACUUAGCAAUGACAAAUAUAUAUUUUAUUUACUGAAACAUUUCUUAUUUUACAUAUGGUCUUACUUCUUUUUUUGGUUAUUGCAAAAAAUGAACACUGCAUGUAUUGUCGCUCUUGUGUACAGUAACUAUUGUAUUUUUCAUUAUGGCGGCUGCUGUGUAGUUCUUCAGUCGCCAAACUUCCAUGAAUGUAUGUGUACGUGCUGAGAAACCCUAUCUAUCCAUGUAUAAUGGACUUUCAAGUCUCAACCUUACAUUUAUUAAAUUCACUACAUUACUAAA